Messenger RNA from Pygoscelis adeliae (Adelie penguin), 1202 nucleotides. It is a transcript of the gene GTF3C6, whose product is annotated as general transcription factor IIIC, polypeptide 6, alpha 35kDa. Gene Ontology annotation, cellular component: transcription factor TFIIIC complex. The coding region runs from base 260 to 847 and encodes 195 amino acids. The record is from RefSeq and is a predicted model, not a curated record. The transcript is spliced from 6 exons. Lineage: Eukaryota; Metazoa; Chordata; Aves; Sphenisciformes; Spheniscidae. Gene Ontology annotation, biological process: transcription by RNA polymerase III.
UCCCUGGGCCUGUCGGGCUUCUCUGCCCCCGCAGCGGUCGUGUGCCGAAAGCUGUAUCGUUUUAGCUGUUUUAGUUCAGGUUUUCUGGAAAACGGCGGUGUCAGAAAGCACUCGUCCGGUUUCAGUUGCUUCCUACCCCCAUAACAUCCGAAAAUACAAACUAUUACUCUGCUAUUAUUAUGUGUAUUUAUGUGUGCUUAGUAGAUGGUGAUUCUUGAAAACUCUUCCUUGAGAAAGAUUUUUCAGGGAGCAACUGGUCAUGGUGGAACUAUCAGGAAUUAUUGAUUCAGACUUCUUAGAAAAAUGUGAAAACAAAUGCAAGAUUUUGGGAAUAGAGUCAGAGAGGCCCAUUUUACAAGUGGACAGAUACGUAUUUGCAGGAGAAUAUGAAGAUACCUUGGGAACCUGUGUGGUUUUUGAAGAAAACACAGAGCAUGUAGAUGCAGAAGGCAACCAAAAGGUACAGCUGAAAUACAAGUGCCACACAAUGAAGAAGCUGAACAUGACACGGACACUUUUGACAGAAAAGAAGGAAGGAGAAGAGAAUGUUGGUGGCGUGGAGUGGUUACAGAUCAAGGACAGAGAUUUUUCCUACAGCAGGCCUAAUACAAUUUGCAGCUUUCUGCGUGAAAAAGAAGAUUCUGAGGAGUCAGCUCAGGCCCAAGACAAAUUGACUGAAGAGUCAGAGGGAGAGGUGGGUGGUGGAGGAAAUUCUGGCAUGAGUUGUGAUCUGGAGAAGCAGCACAGCUUGGAGGUAGAUGCCCCUCUUCCUCUGCCUGACAGCCCUGCUUCUAGGGCAGAGGAUUCUCCUUCUGGAAGCGUUGCCUUAGACAAUGCCGCUCCAUGAUACCAGCUCUGAUCUUUUCAGGGUUUCUUCACGGAAUUAACAGGCCAGCUUUUAAAUGCCAACUGUUACAGGCUGUGACAUGAUUUCCAACUUAUCUGAGCAAUUAAUAGUGGGAAAACGGACAUUGUGUUCUUGUGCAUUGCUUUUAUGUUUGGAUUAUAGUGGGGAGGGCUUAAGUGUUUUUUAAAAACGCUGAUUGGAAAUGUGCGUAUCCCUACCUCAAAACUGAAGAAGAGGAAAUGGUUACAUAAUUAAAGAAACCCUACCUUAGAAAAAUGUUGAUGUAUUGCACAGUCUGGAACACUUUGUAAAAAGAAAAUCGUUUAAAAUAAAUUUCAAGUGUUUUUCAAGUAUA